Molecule: messenger RNA, 1701 nt
Organism: Adineta ricciae
Lineage: Eukaryota; Metazoa; Rotifera; Eurotatoria; Adinetida; Adinetidae
Source: the annotation of a GenBank genome assembly
AUGGCCGUUGUUGGUUAUUAUGUGCAUACGAAAGGACGUUAUUAUCAAAAAAUAAUGGGUACUUAUAUUGUUGAAUUUGAUUAUAUUGCUAAAUCAUCGGAUGAAUUGACUAUACGAAAAGGAGAUAUUAUAACUGAUGCCAUACCAGCAGAACAAGGAUGGCUAAAAGGAGAAUGUCGUGGUACAUUUGGUCACUUUCCAGAAAAUUUCGUUACUCCAUUAACGAAAGAAAAAGCAAAAAAUCGCACAUUUGCAAAUGAACUUGGUGCACGAUUACAAUCGGCCGUUAAUGGAAAUAAUAUCGGUAAUAAGAGUGGCACAUUACGAAAGCGGCCUACGAAUGAUGAUACCCUUUUUCAAACACAACAAUCGAACAAUUUACCUAAUGGAACCCUGUUUCAAGUUAAAGUUGCCUAUGCUUAUACACCUGUCCACGACGAUGAAUUACCAAUCAAUCCAAAUGACAUCGUUAAUGUUACACGAAUGGUCGAAGAAGGUUGGUACGAAGGAAUUCUGGAUGGCAAACUUGGCCUAUUUCCAUCAAAUUACGUCACGCGUAUUACUGAAGAAAAUAGUAGCAAGAAAGAUCCACCAGUUAAGCGUAAACCAGUGAAUGGUGUCGGAGUAAUGUUUAAUAAAGAUGUUGGUAAAGCAACUUCGCCAACUUCGAUGGAUACACCAUCAUCUCACCCAAAGACUCCACCUUCGCAAGCAUCAAAGAAGACGACACCGAUCAAAGCACGUGUUUUAUUCGAUUAUAAGAAAUCAGCCGAUGAUGAGUUGUCGCUAUCUGUCGGUGAUAUCGUUACUGUAUUAGAGAAACAUCUCGAGGAUGAUGGAUGGUGGAAAGGCGAACUCAACGGUCGCAUCGGUGUAUUUCCAGAUAAUUAUGUCGAAGAACUUCCACCGUCAACAAUGCCAUCAAUAAAUACAAAACACCGUCCAAAUACACCCGAGUCAGGUGGUAGAAACCUUUCACAAACAUUGCCGAAGACCAAAUUAACUAAUGGAGAUUCUUCGCAUGAUUUUUCAAAUGAUUCUCAUCAUGUGAAAGGAACUUCAAUUAGCGACGAAGAAGGAUAUUCAACACGUAAUCAUUAUGCAGAGAUCAAUAAUCUUGAUGCUGUCGGUACGACAGAAAAGUUAGGUGGUUUUAACAAAGCACGGCCAUCAUCGUCCAAGAGACCGCCUUCGUCAACGAUACGAAAAAAUGAAAAUGGCUUCAGUAAAACAAAUGGUUCACAUGAAGAAAUAAAUCACAAUUCUCACCCACAAUUCAAUGACAUUAAGAAUGAAAAUAAAGUUCAUACGCCUUCGCCACCGUCAUCCCAACGAGAACCGGGGCAAUUAGAAUCACCACGCUAUACCAAUCGUCCAUCAUCUCUCCAUUCAACUCUAGCUAAUAACAACCAUCAAGGUAACUCCUCGUUAAAUGGGACCACGGAAAUCGUUCCAACCGUUACGAAGUCAUCGUACGUGAAUUCGAAUCUCUACAAUAGUAAUGGUACAAUUACAGUCGAACAAUUACACAAAGAUUUCCAGAAAAUGAAAGUUUCGUUGGAUGAAAUGAAAAUAAAAUUCACUGAUCAAAUUCGUGACCUCGUUGAUGAACUAGACGAAGAGAAGAAAGCACGUGCAACGCUACAAAUCGAACUUGAACGUCUUCAAAAACAAAUUCAAAAGUCUUCACUUGUUAAUUAA